UUCCACUCGGGAACAGCGGCCAGCCACCGUCCAGUCCAGGGUUCACGAGCUAACCCGAAGCCCCGGGAGAGGAGGAGGAGGAGGAGAGAGGGGGGUUGAGGAUUGCCGUGAUUGGGUCAGUAGCGCGCUCUGCUCACAUGACUGGGCAUGGGGCUCCGGUAAAGUCGGUCACAUGACCGCCCUACUCCCGACUAGACCAGGAUACAGACGAAACAACACAACACCAAGUACCACAGCAGAGCAGGACAACUUUAAACUUGUCAAAUUUCAAUCACCGCAUCAGCAACAUAACUCGACACACGCUCCGAAGUCCGCCGCGGGUCCGGGUAGAGAUUGACGUUAAAGUGGUUUUGAGGAGUUUCGAGAGUGUGAGUGUGUGUGCGAGAGAGCGCGACAGGUAGGAUGGAGCGCUUGGUGUUGUGUCGUGGAGUUAGUUAGCCACUCGGGAUGUCCGGAGAUGCCUCGUGGGUCUGCGCGACUGUAACGUCUCGUCACGGGCAGGCGCGCCCCGCGCGUCACAGCAGUGGUGGAAUAAUAUCUUCCUCGAGGAAGACUCGGAAACUCCUCGCGCGGAGACGAGAGGGAAAGAGGGUAAUCGGGUGAGUGCGUGAGAGAGUGACUGCCUCUGGCCGUGUUUGUCAGGAUGACGGAGCGCACGCCCUUGCUACAUUACCGGCUGUCCACCAGCGUGAAUGAGUCCGGGGAGCAUCAGCCCGGUGGGCCCACCGGAGAACCCCAAGAGGCCAGCCCCACGGUCCCGCGGCGCAAAGGGAGCCCCGGGCAAGCGCAGAAGCUCUCCACUUUCUUCGGGGUCGUGAUCCCAACGCUGCUGUCCAUGUUCAGCGUGGUGCUGUUCUUGCGCAUAGGGUUCGUGGUGGGUCAGUGUGGGCUGUACCAGGCGAUUGGAAUGUUCCUGGUGGCCUAUUUCAUCAUCAGCAUGACGGUGCUCAGCGUGUGUGCCAUCUCCACCAACGGGGCUCUGGACGCCGGAGGAGCAUACUACAUGAUCAGCAGAGCGCUGGGGCCGGAGUUCGGUGGUUCCAUGGGUAUCAUGUUCUUUCUCGCCAACGUGUGCGGCAGCGCCCUCUAUGUGUUGGGACUGGUAGAGGCCAUACUCGCCACCUUCGGCGCACCAGAGGACGGCUCGCGUGGCAGUGCGUACGAGGUCCUCCCCACGGGCUACUGGUGGGUGGUGUGCUACGGCAGUGCCAUCCUGCUGCUGUGCGUGUGCGUGUGCCUGGUGGGGGCCGACAUCUAUGCCAAGGCCUCCUUCCUCAUCUUCCUCCUGGUGAUGGUGGUCCUGGGCACGGUCUUCAUCUCCUUCUUCGCCGUGCGCCCCCACCCCAUCACGCUGCCACCGCCGCCCAACCCCCCCACGCCCCCCGGGCCCAACUCCUCCACCCCCGCACCCCCCACCGUGGCCAACUUCACCGGGUUCAAGCUGGAGACGUUGCUCGGCAAUCUCGACGCUGACUACACGGUGGACUACACUACUCAGAUGAUGAUGUCGUUCGCCACCGUCUUCGCCGUCAUGUUCAACGGCUGCACAGGCAUCAUGGCAGGAUCCAACAUGUCAGGAGAUCUGAAGAACCCGAGUGUGUCCAUCCCCAGAGGAACCAUCACAGCCGUCAUCUUCACCUUCAUCAUCUACAACCUCCUCAGUGUCAUGGUGGCCUGCUCAUGCGACCGUGUGCUACUCCAGAGGGACUACAGUUUCCUGCGUGACAUUAACGUGUGGCAUCCCUUCGUGACGAUUGGUGUGUACGCCUCCACCCUUUCUGCCGCGAUGAGCAAUCUGAUUGGUGCAUCACGAAUCCUCUACGCCCUCGCACGAGACGACCUGUUCGGUAAGGUGCUGGCUCCUGCUAAGAGGACCUCUAAGAGUGGAAACCCCUGGAUGUCCGUACUGCUCUCAUGGUUCCUCGUCCAGCUGGUCCUCUUCUCUGGGAAGUUGAACAUCAUCGCGAGUAUCGUCACCAUCUUUUUCCUGCUGGUCUACGCUGCAGUGGAUUUGGCCUGUCUCAUGCUGGAAUGGGCAUCAGCACCUAACUUCAGGCCUACGUUCCGCUACUUCACGUGGCACACGUGUGUGUUGGGCAUCGUGGGCUGUGCGGUCAUGAUGUUUCUGAUUAACCCCAUAUAUGCCUCGGCCUCCAUCGCCUUCAUGCUGCUGCUGCUGCUGGUCAUCCACUACCUGAGUCCCACCUGCAGCUGGGGGUACAUCAGCCAAGCACUCAUAUUCCACCAGGUGCGUAAGUACCUCCUGAUGUUAGACGUGCGUAAGGACCAUGUGAAGUUCUGGAGGCCGCAGGUGCUGCUCAUGGUGGCCAACCCCAGAGGAAGCGUCGGCCUCAUCGCCUUCAUCAACGACAUCAAGAAGAGCGGCCUCUACGUACUGGGACACGUCCAGAUAGGAGACCUGGACACGUUACCGUCUGAUCCUCUGCAGUGCCAGUAUGAGUCCUGGUUGUCUCUAGUUGACCACCUCAACAUCAAGGCCUUUGUCAACCUCACUCUCGCAUCCUCCGUCAGACAAGGAGUGCAGCACCUGCUCUUCAUCUCCGGCCUGGGUGGCAUGCGGCCCAACACGCUGGUCCUUGGCUUCUACGACGACAGUGCCCCCGUGGACCUCCUGCAGGAGUGCGUUGCCGCCGCGCACACACACGCGCACUCACACGGACACACGCACUCGCUCUCCCGCACCCCCUCCCCCGCCCCCGACGAGGACCAGGACUCCUCGGAUGACCCCGAGAGGCCCUCCGCGCGGUUCCACUUCGCCCCCCUGCGCAAGCACGGCUUCGACACCGGAGAGGACACCGAGGGCGUGACCCGGGGCAAGAUGGACCAAUGGGACGAGGCGGUGGACGUGCUGGACGGCCGCAGCAGCCAAUGGGGAGGCAAGGCCUUGGGCCAGCAGGAGUACGUCAGCAUCAUCGCGGACGCCGUCAAGAUGAGGAAGAAUGUGGUGCUGGGACGACACUUCGACACCAUGAAGGUGUGUGAGUCCCAUGUGAGUGCGUGUGUGGACGUGUGGCCAUUAAACCUGCUGCGCCCGGACAGCGUGAGCUACGUGGACACCUGCUCCCUCUUCCUGUUGCAAAUGGCCGCCAUCCUCUCCAUGAGUCGCCCCUGGCAACGGGCCAAGCUCCGCCUCUUCCUGUGUGUGGAGCGGGGGCGGAGCCUGCAGGGCGUGGAACACAAGCUGGGGCUAUUGCUACGGCAACUGCGCAUCAAGGCCGAGGUGCACAUCGUACCUUGGGAUACGCAGGUGGCUCUGCACUGGCAGCGUCAGGGUGAGCGGGAUGGAGAGAGCGGAGGAGAGAAGGAGAGAGAGAAGAGAGUGCGCAUAGAGGAAGAGGAGGAGGACGACGAUGACUUUGCCAACAGUUUCCAUAGUAACGCCACACGCCUGUCAGAUGACUAUCUGUCGGCCGUCAACAGGCUGAUUCUGGAACAGGAAGUCCCACCUCCUGCCGUGCGCUUCCUCUAUUUGCCCCGUCCACCCGCGGACACACGCCGUUACCGUAGCUACCUGCAUCAGCUGGAGCUCCUGACCCGUGACCUUGGGCCGACCUUGUUGAUCCACGGCAUCACACCGGUCAUCACCACACAGCUCUGAACACACACACACACACACACACACACACACACACACA
Engraulis encrasicolus (European anchovy) is the source of this 3656-nucleotide messenger RNA. RefSeq lists its product as uncharacterized. The transcript is spliced from 15 exons. Bases 644 to 3619 code for a protein of 991 amino acids. Gene Ontology annotation, molecular function: potassium:chloride symporter activity. Gene Ontology annotation, biological process: chloride ion homeostasis; potassium ion homeostasis; chloride transmembrane transport. Gene Ontology annotation, cellular component: membrane. The record is from RefSeq and is a predicted model, not a curated record. Lineage: Eukaryota; Metazoa; Chordata; Actinopteri; Clupeiformes; Engraulidae.